AUGCUUUUACUCAAGCUCCUUCUUUCUUCUGCAGCAUUUGCUACUGCUCUUCCCACUCCUGACGACUCCGAGAGCAAUCAUUCCCAGCCUUUUUCUUGGGAGGGACUUGCACCUUGGAAUGCCGGCGCUGUGAACCAAUUCCCCAUUCACUCAAGCUGUAAUGCAACACAGCGUCGCCAGAUUGAACUAGGUCUCAAUGAGACCAUUACUCUUGCUGAACACGCCAAAGACCACAUUUUGAGAUGGAGAAACGAGAGUGAGAUCUACCGGAAGUAUUUCGGUGAUCGUCCCUCCAUGGAAGCAAUCGGCGCAUUCGAUAUCGUCGUCAACGGCGACAAGAAAGACAUCUUGUUCCGAUGUGACAACCCGGAUGGGAACUGCGAGAUUGAAGGUUAUGCCGGACACUGGCGGGGCGAAAAUGCUACGGACGAGACAGUCAUCUGCAACUUGAGCUACCAAACCCGUCGCUCUCUCUCAACAAUGUGCAGCCUAGGAUACACAGUCUCAGAGUCAGAGACAAAUACCUUCUGGGCUGCGGAUCUUCUGCACCGCUUGUACCACGUUCCCGCAAUUGGACAGAACUGGAUCGACCAUUUUGCAGACGGUUAUGAAGAAGUCAUCGACCAGGCGAAGAAAAACGCAACACUGUCAACACACGAUUCGGAGACCCUUCAGUACUUUGCGUUGGAGGUGUACGCAUACGACAUUGCCGUCCCGGGGACUGGGUGUUCGGGUGUCCAGAAUGAGCAUUCCCAUGACCAUGCUGAUCAUACAACAUCCGAGGCUACGAAUAUUCAGCCGACUCCUACGGCAACCAGUAGCGAUGCUCCUUCGACGACUUCCGAAGUACCUGCCAACUGCCAUACGCACGACGGAGGCGAGCUUCACUGCACUUGA
Penicillium bovifimosum is the source of this 897-nucleotide messenger RNA. RefSeq names its product major allergen Asp F2 (gene aspf2). NCBI's taxonomy places the organism in Eukaryota, Fungi, Ascomycota, Eurotiomycetes, Eurotiales, Aspergillaceae. The record is from RefSeq and is a predicted model, not a curated record. The coding region runs from base 1 to 897 and encodes 298 amino acids. The transcript is spliced from 3 exons. Gene Ontology annotation, cellular component: fungal-type cell wall; cell surface; extracellular region. Gene Ontology annotation, molecular function: integrin binding; metallopeptidase activity; zinc ion binding.